Messenger RNA from Malaya genurostris, 1036 nucleotides. RefSeq names its product phosducin-like protein. The record is from RefSeq and is a predicted model, not a curated record. The transcript has 2 exons. NCBI's taxonomy places the organism in Eukaryota, Metazoa, Arthropoda, Insecta, Diptera, Culicidae. Gene Ontology annotation, biological process: regulation of G protein-coupled receptor signaling pathway. Bases 156 to 983 code for a protein of 275 amino acids.
CGAAGCAAGAAAAUCUGACAUUCGUCUGACAAAUCAGCAACCUGGCAACACUGCGGAAGAUUUUCAUAAUUUUUACCUGGCAUCUCUGGUUCAGGAAAAAUUAUCAGUGCUGGUCGUUGAAACAAAAGUCGAAAGUGCUAAAAUUUGGUGGAGAAAUGGUUUCCCUGGAUGAUAAAAUAAUGGGCGAAAAAACAAGUAAUUAUUGUAGUAGUAGCGAAGAUGAAUGUGAGAGUGAAAUAAUUGGCUCAAAGGACGGAAAUGCUACAAAGAGUACCAAAUCGCAGAUUAUUGCCGAGAAUAAACUCGAAAAUGAAACACAUUGGACUGGAAAUGCUACUAACACUGGUCCAAAAGGUGUUAUUAAAGAUUGGCAAAGAUUCAAACAACUGGAAACAGAAAAACGUGAAUCUCAAGACAGGGAGAAGCUCGAUUUAUUCAAAAAACUUAGUAUUACUUCACGUACAAAUAGGGAGCAUGAAAAAGCGAACGAAAAAGAACAAAUUGACGACGAAUUAGCGGAACUACUAGAUGAAGACUUUCUGUUACAAUAUCAGAAAAAACGAAUAGCAGAGAUGUUAGCUUUGGCUGAAAAGUUGCCUACAUUCGGUUCUGUUAUUGAGCUGCACACUGGAGAUGAUUUUCUCAUAGCUUUGGAUGAAGAACAAAAAUCUGUAACGAUAGUUAUUCAUAUAUAUGACCAGAAGGAUGAUGCUUGUCAGAAAAUGAACGAGGCCCUCAAUAAUUUGGCAGCGGAGUAUAAAAAUGUUAAAUUUUGCAAAUUUCUCUGUUUUGCUGCCGGCUUAAGCAUGUCUUUCAAAGAAAAUGGAAUUCCCGCACUUUUGGUCUAUAAAAAUGGAGAGAUGAUCGGGAAUUUUGUUCGUAUUACAGAUGAUCUUUCUGACGAAUUCACCAGUUUUGAUGUGCAGAGCUACCUAAUUGAAGUAGGUAUGUUGCCAGACAAAUCAUUCGUUUCAAAGAACUAGUAUUUAGUCCAGUAUACAAUUACUUUAAAUAAAAUGAGUUAGUUUAUCAGGGA